AUGGCCAAAAUCGCGGGCAUCUACUGGGUUAAGCCCGCAUCCAUGGUUAGUUGUCUCAUCAUCGGCGCAUUGCUCGCUCUCGGUCAUCACCUCUUUUACCAGAGCCUCGCAGGCGAAAGCGUAUCAUCGGACGGCACCUUUGCGGCAUUUGGAGCAAGCAUCUCCAAACAGCAAACAAAUACGUCAAUCGGCACAGCAAUCAGCUUCCUCGUCAAGGCCUUUCUCGUAGCCGCCGUCUCGAUGGCCUAUAUCCAAGUGUUUUGGAGGGCCAUCAAGGUUGGUCGCCCGGCGUCUGAUCUGCAUCUCUCCGGUCUCAAUACUACGUCUUCAGCACCAGCGACGUUAUCGGUGCUUCCAUCCUUCGUUGAUCCCCCACCGUCAUCGAUGGUCCUCGUACCAAACUUGGAUUUAGAAAGUCUAUCCUUCGUGGCCAACAUGCCAGCAAGCCAAGGAGAUUACAAUACAUACCUCUACAACGGACCGAGCCAAGCAGUCCGGGAGGUGGCCACUGCAGUAGCAGCUCGAGGAGCAAUUUUACCAAUACGCCCUCCUGAGGUCAACGCAACGUGGUCGCUAGGUUUUUACGGUCCGUCACUACAAUGCGGUAAUGUCGAUGAUGGACUAUACCAGGCUUUCAUCGAAAAUAUCAAGUCUUAUCUCCACAGUGGCACGAACUCUGUACAGUGUUACCAGCCUUACGGAUACCUUGCAUGGUUCCCGCGACUAAUGGUGAACGGGACUUUGGAUACAGUGCCACUGGUGAAUGUCAGUGGUACUCUAAGCCCCUUAUCAGGGACAAUGUCACAACUUGGCAAUGGUCAAAAUGCCACCAUGUAUCUGAUUGCCUUGCCAGACUUGUUCCAAGUCAGCUCGCAGAUCACCCAUACGGACCCAGAAGCCUGCAAGUCGAAUGGACCUAAUGCGGAUCAGUAUUGGGAGCAAUGGACUGCUGACGGGACAAUGCUCCAGUGCCAGCUUAUCAACUCAACAUACCAUGUGAAUUUCACCUACACCAACGGUAAUCAGCAUAUCAAUGUGUCAAGCUUUCCGACUGGAGAUACCAUCACUACCGCCAAUAACGUUAUUGGUCCGUCCAGAGGACCAGAUCAGCGUUGCCCAACACUCACUUUCUCGAACACAAGCUGCGAAUUCGCUAAAGAAAUCCUUGGAGUACUCUCAUUUCAGGCCAUUAUGGAUGCAUUCAGUCAAAAUGUAGUCGGUGCGAUCUCCAUUAGCGGUGGAGCAAGUGCUGAUCUGACGCUGGAUAUCGACUCCAGGAUCAUGGCAACUUCUCUGGUUAACACUAUUGGGCUAUCCUUCCUUGAACACUAUGCUAUUAGCACCCGUGGCACCGGGGAAUAUUCAAGUCUACAGAGCGAGCUAUCUUUAUUCGACGAUCCCAGCGUCCAGGGAAUUCGAAACAGCGCCACCAGCAUUAGAAACCAGACUCUGAGCGAUGCUCUAGAGGAGUUGUUUCGGAAUACGGUGGUGAGCAUGAUGGGUUCCGAUGCUCUGCAACCGAAUAUGUCUUCCGACACAGCCCCGCCGCCAACAAAAGUAACUUUUCAGAAAGUCCAGAACAUAUACGUGUACACAGCAUGGAAACUGUGGCUACCGUACGGAUUUGCAAUCGUCCUGGCUACUGGGGCUGUAGCCAUUGGCCUUUUCGCCAUGUUAGAUAACAGGGCAUCGUACAGCCACGAUUUCUCAACCAUCUUUCUGGUGGCGAAGGGCACUGACGUUGAUAUCCCAAUCGCUCCUGAUGAUUUGGAGGGAGAAGACCCUCUCCCAUCCUAUCUUGGAGACGCUCGAUUGCUAUGGGCACAAAGGUCUGCUGCUCACAGUGCAAAUGAUUCCGACCCAGAGAUUCUGUAG
This is a messenger RNA of Clonostachys solani, 1875 nucleotides long. The record is from the annotation of a GenBank genome assembly. NCBI's taxonomy places the organism in Eukaryota, Fungi, Ascomycota, Sordariomycetes, Hypocreales, Bionectriaceae.